AUGAAGUUCUCCCUCAGUGUGAUCUCUUUGCUCCUCAGCGGCUUCGUUGCUGUGGAGGGCUUAUCGCUCUUCGGCGACAGUCAGAAGAUCCUUGGUGGUGGAGAAGUCCCUGGCAAUAACCCUCUCACCUUCUGCCAAGAGCAACACGACGAUGAUAUCCUCACCCUGGAGAAGGUUGACCUGUCUCCCAACCCACCUAAAGCAGGCGCUCCACUGCUCAUCAAGGCUACCGGAACCCUGAAGCGGGAUAUUACCGUCGAGGACAACGCUGUUGUCGAUAUUGUAGUGAAAUAUGGCUUCAUCAAGCUACUCAGCACUCAGGCCGAUCUCUGCGAGCAAAUCAAGAAUGUAGAUAUGGAGUGCCCGAUCAAGAAGGGACCGAUUACAAUCACGAAGGAGGUUCAGCUGCCAAAGGAGAUCCCACCUGUAAGUUGCCAUGCUACGACCCCGGUGAUAUUGUUUACAUAUUUAAUACUAAUUAUCAUUCAGGGAAAAUACUCCGUCCACGCCAAUGCCAUUACUACCGAUGACGACAAGAAGGAGAAGGACCACAUCACUUGCUUGGAAGCAAACGUUGCAUUCGGGGGUUAA
Messenger RNA from Cadophora gregata, 591 nucleotides. RefSeq names its product Phosphatidylglycerol/phosphatidylinositol transfer protein. Gene Ontology annotation, biological process: intracellular sterol transport. The record is from RefSeq and is a predicted model, not a curated record. NCBI's taxonomy places the organism in Eukaryota, Fungi, Ascomycota, Leotiomycetes, Helotiales, Ploettnerulaceae. Gene Ontology annotation, molecular function: sterol binding. The coding region runs from base 1 to 591 and encodes 196 amino acids. The transcript is spliced from 2 exons.